Messenger RNA from Clunio marinus, 618 nucleotides. The record is from the annotation of a GenBank genome assembly. NCBI's taxonomy places the organism in Eukaryota, Metazoa, Arthropoda, Insecta, Diptera, Chironomidae.
AUGCGAAAGGUCAGCGAGAGUGACUUAGAAACUACAAACUACGAUGAAUAUGAGAAUUCUGAUGACAAUGACGACAAUAAAAAAAUCUACAGUGGAACAUCCCAUUUCGAAGCAACUGAACAUUCGAACACGUUUAAUAACAACACAAACCCUCAAAUUAAUCAACAUUACAAUUCAAAAACAGGUGGAAAUGAUUAUAAUCCACAGCAGAAUGAUCAGCGCGACGCAAAUCCUUAUCAAUACACGUACAAUGAUAAUAAUAAAUUAAAUAUCAGAAAUCAUAAUGAUGGUCAUCGUAACGACUCGAAUAACAAGCAAGAAAGAGAUAAAGCAUGCGUAUUGCAAUGUUUCUUCCAAGAAUUGAAAAUGAGUAAUGAUGAAGGCUUUCCCGACAAACACAAAGCAUUGCACGUUUUGACAAGAGAUUUGCGAGAUCGAGAGCUGAAGGAUUUUUACACAGAUUCAAUUCAAGAGUGUUUUCGUAUGAUCGAUACCGACCCGAAGCUACAUCGUGACAACUGUUUGUUCUCGAAAGCUUUAAUCAUAUGCAUGACGGAACGCGCUAAAAUGAAUUGCAGCGAUUGGCAAAAUUCUAUUGGCGAAGGAGUUUUUAUCUAA